CUGAAUUUAGUCGGCUGGCGAAGUUUUUGGACCCCAACGGUCAGCAUCUACCCUCCAUCAGGCCUCCUAGUUUCUCUGGUGCACUGUGCAGUAUUAUCGCAAGUUCCGGCGGCCCAUGAUGGAUUCGACAGAGGCUGACUUGCAUGACGACCGCACGGGUCGUCGAGCUUGGUGUGCUUUUCGCCCGUGCUGAUCUGGCUCGCCCCCCACCCUUCCUCAAUCCUUCAGCUGUCACGACGAUGUCCGACGAAAGGGAAAUGGUCUUUAAAGAUCCAAGAGCCCUUACCUCCAGACCGUACGGUCUGCUGCUCUGCUGAGCAACCCGUUCCAGUGUUCUGGCCAUGGAUUAUUACAACACGCCAGCCGCCGCCCCGCCGCCCGGGGUGGUCCCCAACUUCGUCAACCCGCCAUCCCAGCGGACGACGAUCAUCGUGCUGCAGUCGAUUUUCCUGUUUCUGGCGCUACUGGCGGUGUCCGCCCGCGUCUGGGUGCGGACAAGUAUCAUCAAAUUCUGGGGCGCCGAAGACACAACCUGCAUCCUUGCGGCAUGCGGCUCGAUCGCGCACAUGACGCUCUACACGCAGAAGAAAAAACAAAGCCCCCCGAAAAAUCUAAUAAAAAACCCACAGGUCCUCGACGCAGGCGGCAUCACCUUCCCAUGGACGGUCUGCUUCGCCAAGAUCUCGAUUCUGUUGCUGUAUAAGCGCGUGUUCCCGCUGCACCGCGAGAUCGUCGCCGUCUGGAUCGGCAUCGUCGCCGACGCGGUGCUCUACACGUUCUGCAUUGCCGUCGCCAUCGGCAGCCUGGUGCAGUGCGCGGAGCUGUCGCAGCUGGAGGCCCCUUACUGCAAGUUCACCUCCGGGACGAUGAUCACGAUCCAGUCGGUGAUCAACGUGGUGACGGACUUCUACGUGCUGCUGCUGCCCAUCCCGCGGCUGCUGAAGCUGCAGGUCAGUCGGCGGCGGCGGAUCGGGCUGCUGGUGACGUUUAUGAGUGGGCUUGGAGCCUGCGCGGCUAGUCUGGCGCGGCUGGUGAAUUUCCAGCUGAACGAUAGCUCGGAUGUGUUUUGGACGACGGGGCGGAAUGCUCAGUUUACGAUCGUCGAGAUGAACAUCGCCAUCAUCGUCGCCUGCGCCACCUCCUUCCCCAUGUGCUUCGCGCGUCUCCGCUCCCUCACCUCCUCCUUCUACAACUCGGCCGUCUCCCUGCUCCAGAGCGGCAGCCGGGAGACGCCCAAGGUCAGCGAGACGGGGGACGCCGCGUUGCGGAGCCACCUCCCCGUCCUCGUCACCGGCGGCAACGGCUUCAUCGCCUACCACAUCAUCGCCAAGAUCCUGGAGAGUGAACCGGAGUGCACCAUCCACUCCAUCGACGUGAACACGCAGCGCAACCGCCACGCGGGGGCGAACGUGCACUACCACCAGGGCGACAUGGCGAGCGCGGCGGACGUGCAGCGGAUCAUGGAGCUGGCGCGCCCGACGACCGUCUUCCACACCGCCUCGCCCGAGUUCUCCGACGAGCCCGAGUCCGCCUACCGGGGCAUCAUCGUCGACGGCACGCACCACCUCCUCGCCGCCGCCUGGGCGGUGGGCACCGUGCGCGCCCUCGUCAACACCUCGACCUCGGGCGUCAUCAACGACAACCACACCGACCUGGUCGACGCCACCGAGGAGCUGCCCAUCCUGCGCCCGCCCGUCCAGCAGCGGCUCUACUGCAUCGCCAAAGCGGACGCCGAGGACGCCAUCCAGGCCGCCAACCGCACCUCCGCCGCCGGGGCCGGGGCCGACGACCGCGGCAUCCUGACGUGCGCCAUCCGCCCCGCCCUCGCCUUCGGCGAACGCGACCUCGGCACCCUCGGCAAGAUGUACGCCGUCGCCCGCCAGGGCAAGCUGCGCUUCCAGAUGGGCGACGGCCGCAACCUCUACGACUUCGUCUACGUCGGCAACCUCGCCGACGCCCAUCUCCUCGCCGCCCGGGCACUGCUGGCCGCGUGGGGGAAGCCCGCCCCCGCCGAGAGAAGAGUCGACGGCGAGUGUUUCCACAUCACCAAUGAGGAACCCUGGCUGUUCUGGGAUUUCCAGCGCGAGGUGUCGAGGUUGGUGGGCAGGCCGGUCAGGAAGGAGGAUGUGGUCGUGAUUCCCAAGUGGGUGGGGUUGACGAUCGGGUUCGUGAAUGAGUGGGUCGCUUGGGUGGUCUCCGGGGGGACUAAAAAGGCGAAUAUGACGAGGGAGGGGAUUCGGUUUAGUACGUUGGUCAGGACGUUGAAUGGGAGCAAGGCGAGGAGGGUGUUGGGGUAUUCUCCCAGGAUUGGGGUGCGGGAGGGGUUGGAGAGGAGUGUGAGGUGGUUUGUGGAGAAUGAGGGCGGGGCAGUGGAGGGGGAGAAGGAGGAUUAGAGAGGAGAUUUUGAGAUGUGGUCGGUGUCUUGGUAAGCUUUGCAAGCUUUGCAGAUGAUUGGAUGCAUCUUGGGGAUUUUUUGGUUUUGCACGAUGUUUGCGGUUCGUGGAUUCUACAUAGUACUGUACUAUGUCAUACUGACAGCGAGGAUGACGGGCGGGGUAUGUGGCGAGGAUGAACUCGAUGUGAUUGUGUAACUUACAUAGCGGGUAUGUGAUACAUGAAGUCUGUACUCCAGUCCAGGGCUCUACAGCAUCUGCCGCACCUACGUGCUUGGCUAUGCCAUGAGCCAUAUAGAGUAUCUGUGCAUGCGCUUCGGGAAGGAUCUACCACUCUGACAGGAUUCCGCUCCACCCCUUGCAUGUAUGCACGUGGCCAAGACAAGAAAUCUUUAUGCUUC
Messenger RNA from Aspergillus aculeatinus CBS 121060, 2794 nucleotides. RefSeq names its product NAD(P)-binding protein. Lineage: Eukaryota; Fungi; Ascomycota; Eurotiomycetes; Eurotiales; Aspergillaceae. The coding region runs from base 342 to 2393 and encodes 683 amino acids. The transcript has 7 exons. Gene Ontology annotation, biological process: steroid biosynthetic process. Gene Ontology annotation, molecular function: 3-beta-hydroxy-Delta5-steroid dehydrogenase (NAD+) activity. The record is from RefSeq and is a predicted model, not a curated record.